CUCGCCGUGAGAAAGGGCACCUUUCGCCUCCCACGAUGCCGCUGCUGCUCUCCGCAGCCGCGCUGGUGCUCGGGGUGGCCGUCGAGCCGACGCAGCGCCGCCCUCCUCCGCAUGUCGUGCGGCGCACGACCCAGGACCGCGACGCCGCGGCGCCUGGAGCGUGGGUCUCCGAGCGGCGGCAGAGGCGGCAGCAGCUGCUGGUGAGGCAGCUGAUUUUGCAGCAGCAGCAGCAGGGGCCACAGCAGGGGCAGCAGCAAAUGCGUGAGGCGCAGCAGCAGGAGCGGCCGCCGCAGUCGCGCGAGGGAUUCGAUCCCUUUGCGCCACUCGACAACCUCGCCCGCGCCUCGCAGCAGCGGCUGGACGGUGCGAUCGUCGAGGAGCUCUUGGCGGGAGGGGAGGCGUCGCUCCCCGGCGUGGGCACAGCGCUGCCCGCCGGCCCGGCGGCGACCGCCCGCGCCGCCGACCGCCUCGAGGCUGGCGAGGCAGCGCCGCUCGAGGAUGCGAGCGUGCUGCACCUGCUCGAGCGCGAGGCUGCGGCUGCGGCAGACCACCUGCUCCGCGAGCCGUCGGUGCUGCGCGGCUUCUCGGCCUCGACCGGCCUGCCCACGCGCCCCGUGCGGACGCGGCCCCUCGGCAACGAGGACACCCUCCGCCUCGUCCAGCGUGCCUGGUUCUUUCUGACGGCGUCCGAUGCGCGGAGGGAGCUGGCCGCCGAGGCGGCGGAGGAGGCGGAGGAGGCGGGCGGCACGGUCAGGCCGCCCGCCUCGCUGCAGGCGGUCCUCAGCCGCAUGCGCCACACCGACAAGCCCGCCGCCGCCGCCGCUGCCUCCGCCACCGCCGCCGGCGCGGCUGCGGCUGCCGCCCAGUCGAGCGGCGUCUGCGCCCCGUGGGCCUCUCGCGACGUCGCCGAGCUGCGCGAGAUGCUGCCGCCCUCGAUGAGCGACGUCGAGUUCCGACUGCGCGAGUCUAUUGGCCGAGCCGCCUACAACCGCCUCUUCGCCGAGAACCAGGGCCUGAUCUACCGCGAGGUGAACCAAGUCAUCCCGAACUGGAGGGACGCGUCGGUCAUGGAGAAGGCCGACUUUUUGCAGGAGGGCGCGCAGGGACUCCUCCGCGCACUGCGCCUCUUCGACGUCGGACGCGGCGUCGCCUUCUCCACCUAUGCCGUCUGGCACAUCCGCGCCUUUGUCUUGCGAGCCGUCCGCGACAAGGGGCGGCUCGUGAGGCUGCCUCAGGCGCUGCAGCAAGACAUGCAGCAGAUCCGCAGGGCGCGGUACCGACUAGCUGUCGACAACUCGGGCGCCCGCCUCCCCGCCUCCCAGCCCCCCCCCCCCCCCAUGCUGACGAUCGACCCCGGGCAGGCGGCCCUCACCGGUCUUGCAAACUCGGCGACCCUCUCGCUCGACGCGGCCGACCCGCCCCACCUCGUCGUUGGCGGGGGAGGCAGCGCGCGCGUGCCCACCCUCGCCGACCGCGUCGCCCUCCGCCUGCCCGCCAAUCGCGCGGGGGGCGCAUCCGGCGCAGAGCGGCUGCUGCAGGCGGACGAGUUUGCGUCGACGUUGCGGAGAACGCAGCGGGCGCGAGACCCGCGCCGCGCGACAAUGGCGAGGCUCAAGUACGGCCUCGAGGACGGGCGGGAGUGGACAUACCCGCAGCUAGCGCAGCGGUACAACAUGACAGUCGACGGGGCGCGCGGGGUGGUGCGGGCGGAGGUGGCAUUUCUCCGCAAGGAGAAGGAGAAGCUCGCGCACUUCGUCGAGUGACGCCAUGUCUGAUGUCUUUGCUUCUCGCGUCAUGUCUGGCGCAUAUGAUAACCAUAUGGCCCAUGCCGGUUGCCGC
This is a messenger RNA of Emiliania huxleyi CCMP1516, 1839 nucleotides long. RefSeq lists its product as hypothetical. Gene Ontology annotation, biological process: DNA-templated transcription initiation; regulation of DNA-templated transcription. The transcript is spliced from 10 exons. The record is from RefSeq and is a predicted model, not a curated record. Bases 36 to 1763 code for a protein of 575 amino acids. Gene Ontology annotation, molecular function: DNA-binding transcription factor activity. NCBI's taxonomy places the organism in Eukaryota, Haptophyta, Isochrysidales, Noelaerhabdaceae.